CAACUGCUGUCAAUACAGGUCUGAGAUUCAUGAAAAAAUGAGCUGCAACCGCUGCCAACGAGAUGCAGUGAUGCCAGAUGACAACCCAAUAGCUGAUUUCAACACUCAGGGUCUUCAGCCCGAACAAGAGGAUAUUGGGGGAUUUGCAGGCGUAGCUGGUUGUCUGCAUACAUUACGAAGCUCGGAGAAACAGAUUGGAGCUCCAAAGGAAGAGGACUUGGCCAGUUGGGGUCAUCAUUUUUCCCCAAAAUCUGUGCCAGAUGUAAUUUUCCAGUCUGCAGCAGGAAACGAGGUUUCUUUUGUUUUCUCUUACCAAGUGGAUGGGAAGCUUGUGCCUGUUGAAUCAACACUAAAACCAAAACAGAAGGUGGAAAAUAGAGAAUUGUCUCAUUUCAAAGAAAAACUUUUGAAAAAGUCCAAUUUUUCAUCUCCACGACGAGCACCAUCAUUGCCAACAUUGUCAUCAAGCAAACAAUCCAGCGAGAAGGAAAAUUCAAUUCAGAAACUGAAUUUGAUAUCGCAAGCUCAAGCGCUGUCAACAUCAACUCCUAAUGAAAUUUCUAUGAGUACAUUACCUGCAUUUUUCAAACCUUUGCAAAAGCCAAGAAGCAAGUUAAAUAGACCUUUAGAGGAUACUAAAAUAAACUUGAAGAACAAAUUCUUUUCCGAGAAUCAUUUGCCCAGAAAGAGAUUAUCUCCCGAUUACAUAGAUGAUGAUGAUUUUGCCUAGGUUUUUGUUCCUUUGCAUUGUUUCCUUCAUAUGUUUCACUUUACCUGGCUACAAUUUAACAAUUUCCGGAGCUAUUAAACCAGUCCUAUAUGUUUCAAUUAUAUCGGGUUCUCAGUAAUGAACCUAAGUAGGUUUUAGUAGAGGCAUUUGAUUGGUGAAAUAUUUACACUGAAGGCAUGGCAAAAAAUUUGAUGGUAUGGACCA
This is a messenger RNA of Nicotiana tabacum (common tobacco), 934 nucleotides long. NCBI's taxonomy places the organism in Eukaryota, Viridiplantae, Streptophyta, Magnoliopsida, Solanales, Solanaceae. The record is from RefSeq and is a predicted model, not a curated record.